AGUCUUUCAACAAACCGCCGCAUGAUGGGGCGCCGUGCGCUCCAGCCACAUCCGAGGAUCCGUCAUGGCGCUUGUGUGAUGUGCUGGUUCCCGAGUGAUCCUAGCUCGCAAGUUUUAUUGAUCAUCCCUGAUUUUUGAUACGCUUUUCGUGCGUCCCGCAAUCUCAGAAUGGACAUCAGAAAGACUGCACAGUACGGGGGCAUGCAGCCGCACAACCGGCAGCAGAUGCGGCCUCCCCAGCAGAUGCCGUCGUACCCACCCAUGUACCCCGGGGCUGCGCCCGGCCCACAGCUGUUCGAGGACACCAGCUACAUGGGCGCCCACCAGCAGCAGCAGCAGCCGCCCCAGUACGCCAUGCCGCCAGGACAAGGGGCGUGGCCUGGCUAUGCUCCGCCUCCCAAUUCUGGCUUCCAGCCGCAGCAAAUACUCAGCGACCCCAUGGCCGCCAUGGCCAUGCAGUACGGCUCCGCCCUCGCAGGCCAGGGGAAAGACAUGAUGAACGAAAAGUUAGAGAAGUAUGUCUCAUGGUCCAAGCUGAAGUACUACUUUGCCGUGGACAACGCCUACGUCUGCAAGAAGCUGGCACUCCUCUUUUUUCCCUUCAGCCAUUCGGACUGGGCUGUUAAGUACGACCAAAAUGAACCCCUGCCCCCACGAUUCGACGUGAACGCCCCAGACCUCUACAUCCCCAGUAUGGCGUUCGUAACUUACGUGCUUAUUUCUGGCUACCUGUUGGGCCUGAAGGACAAGUUCACGCCGGAGCAGCUGGGAAUGCAGGCAAGUUCGGCCCUGAUGUGGCUGGUCCUGGAGGUGCUGGCCAUAUGGCUGGCCACCUACAUCCUCAACAUCAACAGCAGCCUCAGGGUGCUGGACAUCAUCGCCUUCAGCAGCUACAAGUUUGUCAGCAUGAUCUCGUCACUGGUGGCGAGCAUGAUCCUGUUUUCUGUUGGCUACAUGGGAGCCCUAGGGUACACGUGCCUAACGCUGGACGUAUUCCUGCUACGGACGUUGCGGAUCACGUUGCUGGCCGGGCCGUCAUCGGACCAGUACGGGCACCACUCUCGCCGGGGCCAGUACCUCCUGCUGGGCAUCUGUGCCUGGCAGCCGAUCAUGGCCUACUUCAUGACCAGACACCUGGUGCAGAUGGUGCCGGGGGACGCCGGCGCCGCACCCCUCUGAAACGUCGUUGCCAAACUGUUUCUCGCCGUUUGUGGUUGCCACGGGACUUCGACAACAGAGGUCACUCGCUGCCGUCAUGCUAAACUUGUGGCCGAUUCUGUGUUGAUUUACUUUUCGUUUUAGCCGACGUUCGCAAGAGGGAGAUUAAAACUGGAGUCUGCGUUGACGAGCGCUGGAAGCCUUGGA
This is a messenger RNA of Ixodes scapularis (black-legged tick), 1365 nucleotides long. It is a transcript of the gene Yif1, whose product is annotated as protein YIF1B-B. Bases 169 to 1179 code for a protein of 336 amino acids. The transcript has 9 exons. Lineage: Eukaryota; Metazoa; Arthropoda; Arachnida; Ixodida; Ixodidae. The record is from RefSeq and is a predicted model, not a curated record. Gene Ontology annotation, biological process: endoplasmic reticulum to Golgi vesicle-mediated transport. Gene Ontology annotation, cellular component: COPII-coated ER to Golgi transport vesicle; endoplasmic reticulum membrane; Golgi membrane.